UGAGGCCACUGCUGCGUAGUAUAACGGUGCCUGCUGCUCCAGCUUUUAGGUAAGUCGUUCAACAAGCACCAUGGAUUGCACACCACCACGAGACACCCAAGAAUAUUGGAACUAUAUGUGGAAGGAAAGACAGUCGAUGUGGCAGAAGGAAGGCGUGACCAAACUUUUGAGUGACAACAAAGAAGUUAUUAUCGCGGGAAAAUCGCGUGCUCGUGUGUUCAUACCCCUCUGCGGAAAAGCACCAGAACUGAAGUGGUUUUAUGACCUGGGGCACACCGUCAUUGGUGUGGAAUUUGUGGAAGAGUGCGUGCGCAGCUUUUUCCCCGAGAAUGGGCUGGAAUUGGAAGAGACAACUUGUCCCAUUAUUAACUGCAAAAUAUUCAGGACCGCAGAUCAUCGGCUGCAAGUGUUUAUCUGCGACAUUUUUGACUUUAAAAGUGACUGUAUUGAAGCUGUGGACAUUGUUUGGGACAGAUCUGGAUUUACAGCCGUGAGACUCGAGGACCGUGCCAGAUAUGCUGCGGUAGUGAAGAAACUGCUGGCCCCUGACUUCUCAUACGGCAUGUGGACGGUCGUUUAUGAUUCGCACGGUACGGCUGACAUGAUUGGGCCUCGAAGCGCCGGAGAGUCUGCCAUCCGGGAAUGUUUCGGGGAUACGGCUGCGAAGAUUGCACUGGUGGAUAGUCACGUUGCAGAGAGGACAGGGUCCGCACGGGGGUGCGCACCAUACACUUUCUGUCUGUGGCACAUGACUGCGCCAACGCCAUGAAAGUGUAGAGUUUUUCACAUACAUUCUGUUUCACCACAACUGCAGUGCUCAUACAGCACCGUGUUUUGAGAAAUAUUGUCCGCAUUCUGUGUACAGUCAGCGAUCCAAACUUUAGUCGCAUAAUAAACGUUAUUUAGGUAUCUUGAA
This is a messenger RNA of Dermacentor andersoni, 916 nucleotides long. RefSeq names its product thiopurine S-methyltransferase-like. NCBI's taxonomy places the organism in Eukaryota, Metazoa, Arthropoda, Arachnida, Ixodida, Ixodidae. The record is from RefSeq and is a predicted model, not a curated record. Gene Ontology annotation, molecular function: thiopurine S-methyltransferase activity.